Molecule: messenger RNA, 1110 nt
Organism: Fusarium coffeatum
Lineage: Eukaryota; Fungi; Ascomycota; Sordariomycetes; Hypocreales; Nectriaceae
Exons: 8
Coding region: 1-1110 (369 amino acids)
Molecular function (GO): methyltransferase activity
Source: RefSeq, a predicted model, not a curated record
AUGGCCAAUACCACUGAUCCUGCUGCUGCACCUUCUCCUAAACAAUCGCCUAGGUCACCUGUGUCGCAAAAGUCACACAGGUCUGGGGCUGAUCGCGAAGCUGCGGAUGCUGCGGGUCUUCAAACUGCUGAGCACUGGGCCAACUUAGCGCAGGAACCCCACGAUGAUGACACUGACUCCACGCUUGAGAGUGAUGUUGAGUCUUCCACGGCUUCUAUGUCUUCUAGCAUCUUGAACUAUAGGACUAUCAAGGGAAGAACCUACCAUUCGGAGAGGGGCAACGCAGAAUACUGGGCAUCCAACGAUGCUCAGCAGAACGAAGCGAUAGAUAUCAUUCAUCACUACCUCCUCCUGGCACUUGAUGAAAAGCUUCAUUUAGCUCCGGUCAAGGACGAUAUCAAGUCUGUUCUAGAUGUAGGCACCGGUACAGGUAUCUGGGCGAUCGAUUUCGCAGAUGAACACCCCAAUGCCGAAGUGAUAGGAACCGAUAUCUCACCGAUCCAGCCAAGCUGGAUACCACCAAACGUUAAGUUUGAAAUUGAGGACUGUACCCAAUCAUGGACAUUCUCCCCCGAUACUUUCGAUUUCAUUCAUAUGCGCUACCUAUACGGCUCUAUCGGUGACUGGGGUGCUUUGUUCCAAGAAGCAUACCGCGCUUGCGCACCAGGUGGUUGGGUCGAAAGCUUCGAGGCCUCACCUCGCUUAGAGAGUGACGACGAUAGCGUCCAAGAGGGCAGUGCCAUCAACGAAUGGGGAAAGUUUUUUAUUGAAGGUGGUAAAAAGCUAGGAAGAACUUUUACUAUUAUUGAUGAUGAUCUUCAAAAGAAGGGCAUGGAAGAGGCAGGGUUCGUCGACAUAAAAACCUGGGACUUUAAGGCUCCGGUUGGCGCUUGGCCCAAAGACCCCAAGAUGCAGGAGAUUGGCAGAUUUGGACAUGCAGCUAUGGAUCAAGACUUGGAAGGGUUCGUUCUCUAUAUGGCAAGCUUUGUCUUGGGCUGGUCGCAGGAGGAAGUCCUCGUGUAUUGCGCCCAGCUGCGACGCGAGUUGCGUAAUAGGAGCCAUCACCCAUACUGCCGGAUGAGGAUUGUUUACGGACGGAAGCCGGAGUAA